ACAGAUGCAGUACGAGAAAGUUAAAAGCGACGAAAGUACGAGCAUGGAAGGGUGUUAUCUUCUUGACGACGACCAAAUCGUGACCACGUGCUUCGACAAUGUCGUCCGAGUGUACGACGUCAAAUCAGGCAAGUUACUGCACCGGUUGACAGGCCACAAGACGUCGGUGACGUUAGCGCUAAGUGGCGUCACGCCCUACUUCCUGACGUAUGGCUCGCAUGCGGAAGAGAACUGCAUCUUCCUGUGGAACAAAGUCACGUGCUCUAGGGUCGCCACCUUCACGCUGGACGAGCGGAUCAAUACCAUCCACUGGAGCGAUGAUGGAACGUUUUUCUACACAACCAUAAAUGGCGUCUGGGAACAUAAGGUUGCUGAAGUCAUUACGUGGACUAUUCACCAUGGAAACGAACCCACAACGAGGCCUGAGGUUAAAAAAAAGUCUCCAGAUAUAUUCAACCGAAGCAAACCUGUCCCGUCUGACGAUUAAUGCUCCUGAAAAAGUUGAGAAGGGCUACCAACCGGAAGUGGGAGAUCCCGACACGGAUGAUGAGUUCUUUACUGACCAAGACUAGUUACUUCUAAUUUUGCAAUAUCAUUGGCGUCGCUCUGGAGAGCGGCGACUAGUAUGGAAUGCUUUUUUUCGCUUAUGGGAGGAAAAGUUAUUUUACGGAUCAAUGUAUAUAUUUUUGUUUUAAGAAU
Molecule: messenger RNA, 699 nt
Organism: Dreissena polymorpha
Lineage: Eukaryota; Metazoa; Mollusca; Bivalvia; Myida; Dreissenidae
Exons: 4
Coding region: 5-487 (160 amino acids)
Molecular function (GO): protein binding
Source: RefSeq, a predicted model, not a curated record